UGACUUCACCACAGUCCACGAUUUCUACUUCCAAAUCGAAAUCAAAAUCGAAAUCCCAUAUUUUUUUUCAUACUAUAUAUCUCAGCCCAUAAUUAAUUGCAGCACCGAAAUAGCCCAACUAUUUUCUCUUUUUUGCCUUCAUCGAAUUUCACUACACAUUUCUCUUAUAAUUUUCUGUCGAAAUUCGAACAUGGCUACUGUUAAGUAUGCUGCUUUUGUUGCUAUUACACUCGCCCUCGGAUCUGCCUACGUUUCCGCCAACUUCACCAUCCCAUCUCUCUUCCCAUCUUUCGGCGAUGAAGCGUGCAAAACAGACGUUUGCGGAAAGGGAAGCUGCGUGCCUUCGAGCAGUAGCAUUUUUGGAUUCGAGUGUCAAUGCCAGCAAGGAUGGAGACAAACUCGCUCCGAUGAUGAUCAGUUCUUCAAAUUCCUGCCUUGCAUCGUUCCCAACUGUACUGUCAGUUUCAACUGUGAUAAAUCUACUGCUCCUGCACCUGCACCAAAUCCCAAGAACUCAAACUACUCAGUUUUUGAUCCCUGCUCGUGGAGCGACUGUGGAGGGGGCUCGUGCAACAAGACCUCCGUCUUCACGCACUCGUGUUUCUGUGAGGAGGGCUAUUACAAUUUGUUCAAUUCCACUUCUUUCCCAUGCUACAAACAAUGUGCUAUCGGAGGGGACUGCCCGAAACUGGGAAUCAGCAUGAUGAACUCAUCGAACCCGAGCUCCCCACGAAGUGUCGUUGGUGACAGUGAAAGCCAUGCAUCAAGAUUGAUCACAAGAGCUGAGUUGAGUUGGUUGAUGACCAUGGUUGCAACUUUAGCUCCAUUUGUGUGGAAUUGCAGUUGAAAGAGGCAGCCAUCUUGUGCAAGAUUUGCAGUUUGCUUCAUGAUUCAUUAUCAUAGUCUAUUUAUUGUAUAAUUAGUGUCUAUUUAUUGUGUGUUUAUCAUAGACAAUUUAUUGUUUGAUUACAGUUUUGUGUAGAUAGUGAUUCUCCUCUUCUUCAUCUUUCCA
Salvia miltiorrhiza (redroot sage) is the source of this 1012-nucleotide messenger RNA. RefSeq lists its product as uncharacterized. NCBI's taxonomy places the organism in Eukaryota, Viridiplantae, Streptophyta, Magnoliopsida, Lamiales, Lamiaceae. The transcript has 6 exons. The record is from RefSeq and is a predicted model, not a curated record. The coding region runs from base 191 to 847 and encodes 218 amino acids.